AUGGAUUGUUUAACGUCAAACACAGAGCUUUCUUUUCCAGCUCUAAUGAAGCGAGCUGAGUUGGAGUUAGGUGAGACCCCGGCAAGAAGAGCAAAAGCUCUCACGGAGCUAAAGGAUCUCAUUAAGGCUUACGCAAGUUGUGGAGUUUACCUUGUCAUCGAUUUCAAAGGCUGUAGUUUUCAACAAGUGCUCCAUAUUUUAUCCAUAAAAUUUCUCACAACACUUUUCAGAUAUUUACAGGAAUGUUGGCCAUGUCGACUCAAAGGCCUUCAUAUAAUAUACGAGCCUUUAGCCGUUCAUUAUGCAUACCGCAUUAUAAAAUUUUUCCUUUCAAAGAAGAUGAAGGAAAGGUUUUUUAUGCAUGGUAGUGAUAUGACAUCUCUGCAUAAACAUAUUCCCCGGGAUACUCUACCCCAAGACUGUGGAGGAACAGGAGAGCAUGCCAACGAAGAUGAAUUUCGAACACUCAUUCUCAAUCACCAAUCUUACAUACAGAAACUGAAUCAGUACGGCUUUAAAAUCAACUCAGUACAUACAUAAAAUCUCUAUUGUGAUGUGCAUUGUAUAAUAUGCAUGUCUAUUCAGUGAUAAUGUGACACUGAUUAUUAACGUAUUGGUAUGCUUUUCUAGCCUUCUAAAAAUAAUAAUUUUUGUGGUUAAA
Messenger RNA from Stegodyphus dumicola, 661 nucleotides. Its product is annotated as alpha-tocopherol transfer protein-like. Gene Ontology annotation, cellular component: membrane. Gene Ontology annotation, molecular function: phosphatidylinositol bisphosphate binding. Lineage: Eukaryota; Metazoa; Arthropoda; Arachnida; Araneae; Eresidae. The record is from RefSeq and is a predicted model, not a curated record.